UGCACGCCUUAGCGUAUGCCAAGGAUGGAGGGCUCUGGACUCCUGUGGCUGACCUUGGCUUCCUGCCUUCUGACCUUGGUGUCUGCAGAGCAGCCAGGUACCAGAAACCUUACCAAAGCCAGUUCUUAUGGGCUGGACGUGGAGUGUGGAGCCCCUGGCACCCCAGAGGCCGAAGUCUGUUUUGACCCCUGCCAGAAUUACACCGUGUUGGAUGAACCCUCCAGAAGCACAGAGAACACAGAAGAUGUCCAGUCGUGUGAUAAGAACCUGCAAGGCUGGUACCGCUUUGUGGGUGCAGGGGGAGUCCAGAUACCGGAGACCUGUGUCCCGAUGUUCCGGUGCCAGACGGCUGCUCCCAUGUGGCUGAACGGGACCCACCCUUCCCUUGAGGAAGGCAUUGUCACCCGCACUGCUUGUGCCCACUGGAGUGAAAAUUGCUGCCUCUGGAAUAAGGAGGUGUCAGUGAAGGCCUGUCCUGAUGGGUAUUACGUGUACAGGUUGGACGGCACGCCUGACUGUGACCUGAGAUAUUGCACAGACCCCUCCACCGUGCAGGACAAGUGUGAAGAGUCCUGCCGCUCUGAGGAGGAGUGCCGCUUGCACGAUGGUGUCUGGGGCUGUUUCUGCAGGCAGGACCUCAACAGCUCUGAUGUCCACAGUCUACAGCCUCAGCUGGACUGCGGGGCCAAAGAGAUCAAAGUGUCACUGGGCAAGUGUCAACUGCAAGGCCUGGGCUUUGGGGAAGAGGUCAUUGCCUACCUGCGGGACCGGAACUGCAGCAGCAUCCUGCAGUGGGAGGAGAGGAACUGGCUGUCUGUGACCAGCCCUGCCCAGGCUGGUGCCUGCGGGAACAUCCUGGAGAGAAAUCAAACCCAUGCCAUCUAUAGUAACACGUUCUACUUGGUCAACAAUUUCAUCAUCAGAGACACCAUCCUCAACAUCAACUUUCAGUGUGCCUACCCACUGGACAUGAAAGUCAGCCUCCAGACUGCCCUGCAGCCCAUCGUAAGUUCCCUGAACAUCAGUGUGGAUGGGGAAGGAGAGUUCAUUGUUAGGAUGGCCCUUUUCCAAGACCAGAACUACACGUCCCCUUACGAAGGGACCACAGCUGUGCUGUCUGUUGAAUCCAUACUCUAUGUGGGCGCCAUCUUGGAUACCGGGGACACCUCCCGGUUUAACCUGUUGUUGAAGAACUGCUAUGCCACACCCACUAAAGACAAGGAUGACCCUGUGAAAUAUUUCAUCAUCAGAAACAGCUGCCCAAAUCUACAGGAUUCCACUAUCCAUGUGGAGGAGAAUGGGGUGUCCCCGGAAAGCCGGUUCUCCGUUCAGAUGUUCAUGUUUGCAGGCAAUUAUGACCUAGUUUUCCUUCACUGUGAGGUUCAUCUCUGCGAUUUCCUUAAUGAGCAAUGCCAGCCGUCAUGCUCGAGACGCCUCAAUGAUGUAGUGGCCAUUGACCCAGCCCGUGUUCUAGAUUUGGGACCCAUCACUCGGAAAGGUGCCCAGUUGCCUGGUGUCAUGAGUGGAGCCCCCAGCACCAAAGGCUUCCUGCUGGCCUGGCCCAUGCUCCUCCUGCCGGUCCUACUGGCUUGGCUGUUCUGA
Messenger RNA from Trichechus manatus latirostris (Florida manatee), 1602 nucleotides. RefSeq names its product glycoprotein 2 (gene GP2). Bases 16 to 1602 code for a protein of 528 amino acids. Gene Ontology annotation, biological process: neutrophil migration. The record is from RefSeq and is a predicted model, not a curated record. Gene Ontology annotation, cellular component: apical plasma membrane; cell surface. The transcript is spliced from 10 exons. NCBI's taxonomy places the organism in Eukaryota, Metazoa, Chordata, Mammalia, Sirenia, Trichechidae.